UUUGUACCUGUAGAAAUUUUACAGCGUUUUCUUAAGCAUCUCUAUAAGUGAAGAGUUACUGGUUUACUGCUGGAACCCGAAAAUAAAAGGAAGUGGAGCACCCAGGGCAAUACAACAUUAAAGGCUCUCCACACAAAAGUUUAAAACAUGGAAAGUCAAGACCCUGCUGUUGUUGAGGCAGUAAAGGCAUCAGGCGAGUCCACCCUGGAGAAGGCCACAGCAAAAGCUAAAGAAAGAUUUGACCAGUUAAUGAAUGUCUCACUUAACAUUGCUGUGACCGGAAAGACAGGAUCUGGGAAAUCCUCCUUUAUAAAUGCACUUAGAGGUCUAAAUGAUGAAGAUGAUGGAGUAGCACUUACUGGACUCACAGAAACUACAAAGGAGCCCACCAUGUAUGAGCAUCCUGCAGUGCCAAAUGUGAAAAUCUGGGACCUGCCUGGAAUAGGGAGUCCAAAAUUCAAAGCAAAUAAAUACCUCAAAGAUGUCAAGUUUCACAUCUAUGAUUUCUUCAUUAUUUUAAACUCGGAGAGGUUCAUGGAGAAUGAUGUCAUGUUGGCUAAAGAAAUAAAAAAGCAGAAGAAAAACUUUUACUUUGUCCGUUCCAAGAUCGACAAUGACAUUUUAGCAGAGCAAAGAAAAAAGGGAUUUGAUGCGCAGAACGUUCUUUCCAAAAUAAGAAAGGACUGUCAACAAAACUUGAAAGAACUGGGAGACCCCAAAGUUUUCUUGAUAUCAUCUUUUGAAGUGGAGCACUAUGAUUUUGAACUACUUCAAAACUCUCUGGAAGAAGAGCUUCCAGAACACAAGAGAUCUGCUCUUCUACAAGCCUGGCCAGUGUGCUCUGCUGAAUCUCUGGAGAAGAAGAUCAAGAUGUUUAAAGGGAUGAUCUGGGCUGCAUCUCUCGCCUCUGCUGGUAUAGCAGUCAUCCCUGUGCCUGGACUAUCAGUAGCAUGUGAUGCAGGCAUUCUAUUGCUUUUCUUCACAAGAUGCUACUAUGCAUUUGGUUUGGAUGAAAGAUCACUGACAAGGCUUUCGGAAAAAGUGAACAAGCCAUUGCUGGAACAUGUGACCAAAUCAAAGUUGGCAUCUGCCAUCCAAGAAAAAGCAGUGGCCAGAAUACAAGUCUCUGCUGCACUUGCAUCCCUUGCUACCAUUGAGUAUGUUGCAAGUCUCUUUCCAGGUGCAGGAAGUGUUGCUGCUGCAGGAAUAUCCUUCGGUACUACUAAUUACCUCUUGAGAGAAGGAUUAAAUGAACUGUCACAAAUUGCUCGAAAAAUAAGAAAGGAGGCUGAGCUGGACACACUGUUAUAA
Messenger RNA from Carassius carassius (crucian carp), 1311 nucleotides. RefSeq names its product interferon-inducible GTPase 5-like. Gene Ontology annotation, cellular component: membrane. The transcript is spliced from 3 exons. The record is from RefSeq and is a predicted model, not a curated record. Bases 148 to 1311 code for a protein of 387 amino acids. Gene Ontology annotation, molecular function: GTP binding. Lineage: Eukaryota; Metazoa; Chordata; Actinopteri; Cypriniformes; Cyprinidae.